Notodromas monacha is the source of this 1409-nucleotide messenger RNA. The record is from the annotation of a GenBank genome assembly. Lineage: Eukaryota; Metazoa; Arthropoda; Ostracoda; Podocopida; Cyprididae.
AUGCAGAUCUAUCAGCAAAUCUACCUCAGGCAGUGCAUUCCACCACCGAAAGCGGCGAACAGCAGACCAAUUACCUUUCGGAUUAUGACUGUGCCAGAAUUUCCCACGGCUGCUCGUCGGCGUAGGGAACCUGAGCCCAGUCAUUCCAGCUGGAGAACUCGACCAAGACACGGCGAAGUUUUCGCCGACGAAGUUGCCCAGGAAGGCGAAUUUCUUGUGAGUAAUUUUGUGCUCUCUGAGCUGCGAUCGCGGGAUCUGGCUCAACUGUGUCCCCGUGAUGAACAAGCUGCGGCACGUAGGCCAGCGGGGUGGGCGCGAGAUGACAAUGACUUGCGUGUUAUAGCAAUGCAAUACGCGGAAUCUCGCGAACGGCGCCACGCUCGGGCGAUUGCCGAAGGUGUAGCGAUCGAAUCUUUAACGCCGACGAGAUUCCAGUCAAUGUGCGACGAGCUUUUUGCUCCCCCAGCUGGUAUCACCCGAGAACGAAUCAUCGUUCUGUUUUUCUUCAUGGCGGAUCUAGCUGCUCUUGCUGUCGGUCAACGGUUUUACACUAUUUACUCCAGCCUGAUGAACUGGAGCGCCAAUUAUGUCCGUUACCGUGUCUGUGGAUGGGUGUAUGAACGUGGAGGCUGGGAUCGUGUUCUCAAUCGUUCAAGUAAUCUGGUCCUCAAGUGGUGUGGGAUCGUGACGCUUUGCUUGGUGUCAGCUGCAGCUUGGGUGUUUAUGAUUUUUCAGCCAAAUGAUUUAAUCAACAUGCAGCACUGUAACUUGCUCUGCUUGCCGGAGAACUAUCAAAUGAAGUACUACUUCUACCAUGGUCUUUCAUGGCCGCAACUGAGCUUUGUCGCGGAGGAUGAAGCUGGAAGAAUUGUUGGUUAUGUCUUGGCCAAGAUGGACGAAGAUUCGGACGAUGAUCCGCACGGUCACAUUACUUCACUGGCUGUAAAGCGCUCUCAUAGGAGACUGGGUUUAGCUCAAAAACUCAUGGAUCAGACAGCUCGUGUAAUGAUCGAAAGCUUCAACGCGAAGUAUGUUUCACUCCAUGUUCGCAGAACAAAUCGUGCUGCUUUGAGUCUGUAUUCGAACAUGUUGAAAUUCACAAUUCUUGAGGUUGAGCCCAAAUACUAUGCCGACGGAGAAGAUGCAUUUGCGAUGAAGCGAGAUUUGGUGUCUUUCGCGCAGCAGCAUAAUAUUGUACCAGCCGAGCCAUCAACCUUCUUUUUGAUGAAAGGCGAUGAUAAACGGAAGAACAAAGACGAAGCCACCCCUGCAGCAGUUGAUUGAUUUGAUCAUUUUUCGUUCAUGUUAUUUGCUUGAUUCUGCAAUAAAUCAAUAUAAAAAAAAUUUGUCGGAGGCUUUUUCUGUGUUGUCUUCGCGUUUAAUUGAUCGGAGUGAAAUUUGCACGUGGA